GGAGCACAUGCCUCCUGCUCACACUCUCCUUCACACUCCGACCUACGGUCUUAGCCUACUAGUUAACCUGCAUGACGAGGAGAUGGGCUUCCCAUUGUCUACUCCUACAGGCAGUACAGGAAGUACGCCCACUAGCAGCAGUACCAAGAAGCAGACUGAACUACAUAAGGCAGUAGACAUGAGCUUCACCAUCGAGGAGAGGGGCAAGCCCAACACACUGGACUACAGGGUGUUCUUCAGAAAUACUGAGGGAAAAUACGUCUCUCCAUUCCAUGACAUACCAAUAUAUGCAGAUGAAGCUCAGAACAUCUUCCAUGCUGUUGUUGAGGUACCCAGAUGGACCAAUGCAAAGAUGGAGAUUGCCACCAAAGACCCUCUAAAUCCAUUGAAGCAAGACAUCAAGAAGGGGAACCUUCGUUAUGUGGCCAACGUGUUUCCACACAAAGGAUACAUCUGGAAUUAUGGAGCCAUCCCUCAGACAUGGGAGGACCCAGGCCAUAAAGACGCAGAUACAGGAUGCUGUGGUGACAAUGACCCUAUUGACAUCUGUGACAUAGGAUACAAGGUGUGCUCUCGUGGAGAGGUGAUUAAAGUCAAGGUGUUGGGCACUCUGGCUCUGAUCGACGAAGGAGAAACAGACUGGAAAGUCAUUGUCAUCAACAUGGAGGAUCCAGAGGCCAACAACUUUAACAAUAUUGAUGACGUUAGAAGACUCAAGCCUGGGUAUCUGGAAGCUACAUUUGAGUGGUUCAAAAAAUAUAAAGUUCCCGAUGGAAAACCUGAGAACCAGUUUGCAUUUAACGGAGAGUUCAAGGACAGGGACUUUGCUCUUAAGACAGUCAAGGAAACUCAUGAGUUUUGGAAGGCGCUGAUCUCCAAAAAGACCAACGCUGGAGAACUGAACUGUACCAACACUUGUGUCACAGACAGUCCAUUCUGCUGUUCCACUACUGAUGCUAAGGCUGUUGUUGAUGCCGCAUGUGUUUUUGGCCCUGAAGACCCUAUUCCAAGUGCAGUUGACAAAUGGUUCUAUGUCUAAGUGAACAGAAAGAGGAGCCUUCAGAUUGGACCAAAAUGUUUUCUCACCUGAAUGGAAGAAUAUACUUGAAAAUGACAGAAAACAUGUGUAGUAUAAUUACAGUUUCCCAUUUUUAGUAUGAAUUGUGAUUGAUUGCUUGUCCUCUUAACAUGACAAGUACUCAACCAAGUAAGCCUGGUCUUUAUGUUUAUUAUAUUUCUCAAAUGUGUAACUAUAUGACCUUUAUAGUCCGUCUAAACCUCUGCACUUUACCGUGUCUUGCAUCAUGUUGUUUGAUACUGAAAUAGGAAUCAUAAAUCUUCAAAUAAAUACCAUCACCACAUCCCCCUCCUC
Molecule: messenger RNA, 1372 nt
Organism: Oncorhynchus tshawytscha (Chinook salmon)
Lineage: Eukaryota; Metazoa; Chordata; Actinopteri; Salmoniformes; Salmonidae
Product: inorganic pyrophosphatase-like
Exons: 11
Coding region: 8-1039 (343 amino acids)
Biological process (GO): phosphate-containing compound metabolic process
Cellular component (GO): cytoplasm
Molecular function (GO): inorganic diphosphate phosphatase activity; magnesium ion binding
Source: RefSeq, a predicted model, not a curated record